Drosophila kikkawai is the source of this 1135-nucleotide messenger RNA. RefSeq names its product DDRGK domain containing 1 (gene Ddrgk1). The record is from RefSeq and is a predicted model, not a curated record. NCBI's taxonomy places the organism in Eukaryota, Metazoa, Arthropoda, Insecta, Diptera, Drosophilidae.
UCUUUGGCCUGGCAACGCCGUCGCAACAGCUGUGCAGCUGUGUCACUUUUGUUGACGUUUACAAAACAUUUUUGCCAAAACAUCGGGUGCAAUCCGUGCUUUUAGGAGAUAAUGGACCUGAUCAUUCUCGUGGGGAUCGCCACGGCCCUGCUAGUCGUGAUAAUCACUCUGUACCUCCUCCAAAAGAAAAAUGCCGGCGCAGCUGCUGAAACUAAGCCAGGGGUAGCCGCCCCACAACGUGGCGUCCCACAACGUGCACAGGAGGGUGUUCCGCGACGUGCCCAAAUAGCCAGGAACCAGCGCAAUCGACUGCGCCAGAACGCCCCCGCGGCAGCUGCUCCGGCACCUGGAGCUGCGGCCCAGGCAGCUCAUGCAGACUCGGAUAACGAGAAUGAGGCUGACGCCGAGGCCGAUGGAGCGCGCGUGCCGCAGGGAGCUGUGCUGGAUGAGAAAAUGGGCGCCAAGAAGCGGGCCAAGAUGGAGGCCAAGGAGCAGAAGCGGUUGCAGCGGGAGCAGGAGCUACAUGAUCGCGAGCAGCGCAAGGCGAAGGAGGCCAAGGACGACGCUGAGCGAAAGCAGCAGGAGGAUCUCGAGGCGGAGGUGGAGCGAAAGCGCAUAGAGGCCGAGCGCCUUGCCAAGGAGGAGCGUGAGCGAAAGGAGCACGAGGAGUACCUGAAGAUGAAGGCAGCCUUCAGCGUUGAAGAAGAGGGCUUUGAGGAGGGCGACGUCGACGAGAAGGACAACCUCCUUGCCGACUUUAUCCAGUAUCUCAAAAACAACAAGGUGGUCCUUCUAGAGGACCUGGCAGUCUCCUUCAAGCUGAAGACGCAGCAGGCCAUUGACCGCAUCCAGGAGCUGCAGGCUGAUGGCACCAUCACUGGUGUCAUCGACGAUCGCGGCAAGUUUAUCUACGUUUCAGAGGAGGAACUGGCCGCGGUGGCAAAGUUCAUUAAGCAGCGCGGCCGCGUCUCCAUCGCCGAACUGGCCGAGAGCAGCAAUAACCUAAUUAAUCUGACGCCCGUAAUCGCCGGCGGUGCCGAAGGUAGCUCCUGAGAUUUGUUAGCCAUUUAUAUAUUUACUUUAUAUUUAGGGGCGACCUGUUGAUAGAAUAACAAGAACAAAACGAAAAAAUGUA